UGUAGUAUAAUCGUACAUUGACUUUGCUGGUGGUUUGGAGUCGAACAGCAAUGAUUUUAAUUUGAUUUAAAUAAUAAUAAAAUACAAUGGCUUUUAUGAUUAGGCAAACCGGUAAAUCAUUAUAUCAACAUUUGUUUCGUUGCACUCAGUGUACGCGUAUUGGUUUUAGUGGACAGAGACGGCAUUAUUCAAGCGCAUAUAAUGCUGAAUUGUAUACAACAACAAAGAUAGACAAAAAUGAGCCGACUUUUGACAAGAUUCUGAUUGCUAACCGAGGUGAAAUCGCCUGUCGUGUCAUAAGUACGUGCAAAGCCAUGGGAAUUAAAACGGUUGCUAUACACAGCGAUGUGGAUUCAGACUCGCUUCAUGUUCGUUUAGCAGAUGAGGCGGUGUGUGUUGGACCAGCGCCCUCUGCUCAAAGCUACCUUGACAUGGACGCCAUCAUGAAAGCCAUUCAGGAAACAGGAGCUCAAGCGGUACAUCCAGGUUAUGGAUUUCUUUCUGAAAAUAAUGAAUUUUCAAGGAGAUUGGCUGAAGCCGGUGUACAAUUCAUCGGCCCACCAGAAGGAGCAAUAAGCGCAAUGGGUGAUAAACUUAUGAGUAAACAAAUUGCCAAACAAGCUGCUGUUAAUAUUGUACCAGGGUUUGAUGGGGUUGUCAAAGAUGAGGAUGAAGCUAUAGGUCAUGCUAAGGAUAUAGGGUACCCAGUAAUGAUCAAAGCUUCGGCGGGGGGUGGUGGAAAAGGAAUGAGGAUAGCUUGGAACGAUGAUGAACUCCGGGAAGGUUUUCGACUAUCAACUCAAGAGGCUGCAUCAAGUUUUGGAGAUGAUCGUUUACUAAUUGAGAAAUUUAUUGACAACCCACGCCACAUAGAGAUUCAGGUAUUAUGUGAUGGUCAUGGCAAUGCAGUUUACCUAAAUGAGAGAGAAUGUUCAAUUCAAAGACGUAACCAAAAGGUCAUCGAAGAAGCUCCAAGCACGUUCUUAGAUGAGAAAACGAGAAAGGCCAUGGGUGAACAGGCAGUGGCGCUUGCCAAAGCAGUCAAAUAUCAAUCUGCAGGAACUGUUGAAUUUCUUGUUGACUCAAAAAGAAACUUUUAUUUCUUGGAAAUGAAUACAAGGCUACAGGUAGAGCAUCCAAUAACAGAGUGUAUCACUGGGAUUGACCUAGUUCAUCAAAUGAUCCGGGUUGCAAAAGGUCAUCCGCUGUCCAUCACACAAGAUGAUAUAGGAAUAGAUGGUUGGGCGGUGGAGUGUCGGGUAUAUGCAGAAGAUCCCUACAAAGCAACCUUUGGUUUGCCAUCUAUUGGUCGUUUACACAAAUACUCAGAGCCUCAACAUAUACCAAAUGUUAGAGUGGACAGCGGCAUCACGGAAGGCAGUGAAAUUAGCAUUUACUAUGAUCCAAUGAUUUCCAAGCUAGUAACUUAUGGACCUACACGACAAGCAGCUUUAGAUACUAUGAAACAGGCCCUCGAUUCCUAUAUUAUACGAGGUGUUACGCACAAUAUCUCUCUACUUCAAGAUGUCCUAAUUCAUCCACGAUUUAUAGAGGGUGCUAUAACAACUAAUUUUCUUCCUGAGGAAUAUCCCGAUGGAUUCAAAGGACACCAAUUAACGAAACAAGAAAGGUUACAACUCGUUUCCAUGGCAUCAAGUAUACUGAUGAAGCAGUCUCAUAAGAAUAGGGCUUUUAAAAAUCAAACACGAAUUGGUUGUAGAGAAUCGGCUCCAACAUGCUUAGGUCUCAUUGUUACGCUUGACAACCAGAAGAUUUCAGUACAAGUACAAGAGAUUGAGGAUUGUUAUAAAGUUACCAUGGGAGACAAGACAGUAACAGUCAGCAAGAACUGGUCGCUUGGCUCUGAUUUAUUAGAUCUUCAGGUUGAUAAUCAGUCUUUUUCUAUUCAGUUAAUUUCUCACGAUGCUACUGGGAAUUUGAAGAUUCAAUUUAUGGGAACCAGUUAUGCCUUAACUAUUGUCCCCACUGAAGUUGCUGAGUUAGAGUCACUUAUGCCGGAGAAGAAGAAACCAGAUGUCAGUAAAGAGGUGAUCUCACCAAUGCCAGGCAAGCUGUUCAGUCUAACAGUUGAAGUGGGACAAAAGGUAUUUGAGGGACAGGAGGUCUGUAUUGUCGAAGCCAUGAAAAUGCAUAACAGUCUUUAUGCUGGAAGAACAGGGAUUGUGAAGGCAGUUCAUUUUGGACCCAGUGAUAGUAUUGGUGAAGGUGACAUUAUAAUCCAAUUAGAAUAGACUCUAAAUGUAAUUUCACCAUCAGUCAAUUAUGUAAAGCUCGGUUUCCAUAGAAUCGCUCAUCAUAUCGGUGACAGUCGCCGACAAAUGUCGGGAAGGCUGAACCUGGUUCAACCUCUACGAUUGCCUUGCAGAUGAAUCGGGGUGCAUUGCUAGCUGCCCUGAAGCAAUCGGGAAGGCACCCCGAUUCGUCUGCAACGCAGGCGACAAAGUUGAGCCAAGUUCAACCUUCCUGACAACUGUUGCCGAUAGAGUGAGCGAAUCUAUGGAAACCAUGCUGCAGGCACAGUAAAUAUAGCUAUGUUGCAUCAAUAAUAGCUAUACCAGGCCAUGUGAGGCCAGAGGGAAUAAAAAUUCAUUUUAUAAAAACUUAUCGAUUUUAUAGUAUGUGUUCAUGAUAAAUUUCAAGUGAAUCUUAAUUUAACUGGGUGAUAUUGCAAAUCAUCUUUUGCAAUUUCAAUUUAAAUAUAAGCAUGGUAUCAUGCCUGUGAGCAGGGGUGAUUGAAAGUGUGUGUGGAGGGGGAAGUGGUGCUAAACAUGUUUUAGCCACCACCCCCCCCCCCCCACCCCAAACA
Molecule: messenger RNA, 2827 nt
Organism: Anneissia japonica
Lineage: Eukaryota; Metazoa; Echinodermata; Crinoidea; Comatulida; Comatulidae
Product: propionyl-CoA carboxylase alpha chain, mitochondrial-like
Exons: 21
Coding region: 87-2252 (721 amino acids)
Cellular component (GO): mitochondrion
Molecular function (GO): propionyl-CoA carboxylase activity; metal ion binding; ATP binding
Source: RefSeq, a predicted model, not a curated record